AUGCAUCAAGAAGCACAGUCCCAUCGCUUGACUACCUCCAACCAAGGUCGCGCUCUACUAGAGGUUAUUGGACAGAACAGUUUAAACCUACCCUCAAUACCACUUUCCGAACCGCCAUGUGGCACACUUCCACACACCAACGUGAGACCAAUACCCAAGCAUCGCAAACGCGCUCACAUUGACCUGCUCUCGUACCAUGUCGGCGCCAGCUGCGCCGCCGGCAAAGUAGUCCCCGCCAGCACAGAUCCGUAUGGCCACACAAUCGUCAACCAUUACCCCGACGUUCCUUCUGUGCAACAGCAGAAUUAA
Messenger RNA from Ixodes scapularis (black-legged tick), 309 nucleotides. RefSeq lists its product as uncharacterized. The transcript has 2 exons. Lineage: Eukaryota; Metazoa; Arthropoda; Arachnida; Ixodida; Ixodidae. The record is from RefSeq and is a predicted model, not a curated record. The coding region runs from base 1 to 309 and encodes 102 amino acids.